This is a messenger RNA of Cucumis melo (muskmelon), 3183 nucleotides long. Its product is annotated as formin-like protein 3. The record is from RefSeq and is a predicted model, not a curated record. Gene Ontology annotation, molecular function: actin filament binding. The coding region runs from base 1 to 2937 and encodes 978 amino acids. The transcript is spliced from 6 exons. Gene Ontology annotation, biological process: actin nucleation; actin cytoskeleton organization. Lineage: Eukaryota; Viridiplantae; Streptophyta; Magnoliopsida; Cucurbitales; Cucurbitaceae.
AUGGUGAUUCAGAGAGAAAUGGAAUUAAGAAGAGCUGGUUAUGUGGUUGUUUUUGUGACUCUCCUCUGUGCAUUGGCAAUUGCGAGUUCAGAAGGCAGAAGGAAGACGGUCGAAAUGGUUCUUACCAAUGCCAAUUGCCAUGCAUCAUCGGACUUGGAUACAGAUAUGGGAGAGAAGGCAUGCAUGAAAGAAUUAGCAGAGAAAGAAUAUCAACAUGAAGAUGAAGAAUCUCUUGUUCCUCGCAUCAAAACUGAAAACAUGGGUAAAAAAGUUAUAAGAAUUCUACCACCUGAUAUGAAACAGGACGUGUUGAAUUGUUUAAGAAAGAAAACUAUGCUUUCUCGUGGUUCUGAAUCAAGUUCUAGUUUAUUUGAUCGGUUUAACAAACCAACCGAGUUGUUAUUAAUUGGAGGAUCCAAUAUUCAUAUGAAACGUCUAAUUAGAUCAUCGCAAGAUUCAUCAAAACGGCAUCUUGCUGAAGUUCCAUCUCCACCUGCACCUCCCUUACCAUCACCUGGAGCAGAAUCACCAGUAACUUCUCCGUUACCGUCUCCAAGUCAUGCUCCAAUGCCAUCACCAAGUCAUGCCCCAGCCAAGUCUCCAAGUCAUGCCCCAGCCAAGUCUCCAAGUCAUGCCCCAGCCAAGUCUCCAAGUCAUGCCCCAGCCAAGUCUCCAAGUCAUGCCCCUGCCAAGUCUCCAAGUCUUUCCCCAGAGAAGUCUCCAGGUCUUGCCCCAGCCAAGUCUCCAAGUCUUACCCCAGCCAAGUCUCCAUCACGAGACCUCCAUCCACCUGUUGAGGCUCCAGAACCGCCACCGGACCACACCGAUGUUCCAGAUUUGCCUACACCAUCUGUAGUUCGCUCGCCACCUCCUCCACGUGCUUCUUCCAAGUCUCGGCCUCCAAAGAAGCAUGAAGAAGACCAGACAGUCAUAAUUGCUGGUAUUGUAGCAGCUGGUUUGGGAGUUGUUCUUGUGGUUGCUUUGCUUUUGUUCUGCUGUCGUAGAGGUGAGAAAAGUAAAGUUGAUCCAAAGGAUGGGCAAAAGGAUGAGAGACCUCUCUUAAACAUAUCUUUGAGUGAACUAUCAGCAGGUUCUUCACAGAAGUCAUACAACCUUGGAAAUUCAGGUACCAAAGACGUAAAUGCUGAUAAUGGAACUAAACCACACUCAUUUGUUGGCAACUUAUCUGCGAAUCCUGAAAAUGGCACCUCUAUGGCUGAGGCUCCAACAUCUGAUGGUAAAUCAUCAGCAAUGCCGCAUCUAAAACCCCCUCCUGGAAGAUUAGAUUCUCAACCUCCACCUGCACCUGCACCAGCACCAGCACCAGCACCAGCGGCAGCACCUCCACCGCCUCCGCCGCCUGCUCCUAGAGCCCCACCACCACCACCUCUAAAAGUUGGUCGCCCCCCACCUGCACCACCGGGAGCAAUCCCUGGUAAAUCUCAAGCAGUACCUACUGGGCCACAUCGACGAGGAUCUAGUGGCUCAAGUAUGGAUGCAGAUUCAGGAAGCCAAAAGACCAAGCUAAAGCCCUUUUUCUGGGAUAAGGUUCUUGCUAACCCUGGGCAAUCUAUGGUCUGGCACGAGAUUAGUGCUGGAUCAUUCCAAUUCAAUGAGGAGAUGAUGGAGUCCUUGUUUGGAUAUACAGCAGCAGAAACUAACAAAGGCGACCGCAAGAAAGAUUCAGUUUCAGACCCUUCAUUACAAUACAUUCAAAUCAUUGAUGCUAAGAAAGCUCAAAACCUUUCAAUUCUCCUACGAGCACUAAAUGUAACAACAGCAGAAGUAUUAGAUGCUCUUGAAGAAGGAAAUCCUGAUCUUCCAGCAGAGCUUUUACAGACCUUGUUGAAAAUGGCACCAACAACAGAAGAGGAACUAAAACUUAGAUUAUUUUCAGGGGACCUUUCUCAGUUAGGUCCAGCAGAACGAUUCCUCAAAGUGUUAGUGGAUGUUCCUUUUGCUUUUAAACGAUUAGAGUGUCUUCUCUUCAUGCUCUCCAUGUCGGAAGAUGUCACUAACAUUAAGGAAUCAUUCGCUACUCUAAAGGUCGCCUGCAACAAUCUUAGAAACAGCAGGCUGUUUCUCAAGCUAUUAGAAGCAGUUCUCAAAACUGGAAACCGAAUGAACGAUGGGACGUACCGUGGUGGUGCUCAGGCGUUCAAGCUCGACACGCUCUUGAAACUGGCGGAUGUUAAAGGAACUGACGGCAAGACUACGCUCUUACACUUCGUCGUACAAGAGAUUAUUCGUUCGGAAGGCAUACGAGCAGCUCGUUCUGACAGACAAAGCCGGAGUUCAUCCAGCAUAAUCUCCACCGAUACGAUUUUUGAGGACUUCGCCGACGAUUCAACGGAACAUUAUCGACAAUUAGGUCUACAAGUGGUUUCUGGUUUGAGCACGGAGCUGGAGGACGUGAAAAAAGCGGCUGCCGUAGAUGCAGAUGGGCUAACAACAACGAUAUCAAAACUUGGCCAAUCUCUGAUUAAAACAAAAGCAUUUAUAAACGCGGAGAUGAAGAGUUUAGACGAAGACAGCAAAUUCCACCAAUCAAUGUCGAAAUUUGUAGAAGGAGCAGAAGCGGACAUAGCGUGGAUUGCAGAGGAAGAAAAGAAGAUAAUGGCUUUGGUGAGAAGCACAGUGGAUUACUUCCAUGGAAAUUCAGGAAAGGAUGAAGGAUUGAGAUUGUUUACGAUAGUACGCGAUUUCUUGAUUGUGUUGGACAAGACUUGUAAACAGGUGAAAGAAGCAGCUGAGGCUGCAGCCAAGCAAGCAAAGAAUUCCAAAAAAGAAACUGCGACACCGUCGGCUACUUGUCAACAGAAUUCAGAUGUACGGCAGAGGCUAUUUCCGGCGAUUGUAGAACGACGGAUAGGCGAUGACGAGUCAAGUUCUUCGGACGAGGAUGAUGGCGAGAGAUCAUCUUCAUCAUCAUCCUAGAAUUUCUGCUCCAGUGAAAGUGGUUUUUCAUUUCACGGAACGGAAUUUGUCGGAAAAUCGUUUGGCGUAAUUUUGCGAGUAAUGUGAUGUAACGGAAUUGGUGUUUGUACUAAGGAUUUGAUCCCUUUCUACUUUAGAGUAGAAAUGGUAAAAAGCGUUUUGUGGAAUUCAAAAGAUAGGAGAACUCCCAUUUUUAUAAACCAUUUGGUUACUAUUAAAUCAAGUAGAAGUUUUAUUUGAAUUCAA